Molecule: messenger RNA, 2802 nt
Organism: Drosophila montana
Lineage: Eukaryota; Metazoa; Arthropoda; Insecta; Diptera; Drosophilidae
Exons: 3
Coding region: 119-1384 (421 amino acids)
Source: RefSeq, a predicted model, not a curated record
GCAUUUUGUAUGCUAGUUAAAACAACUGCAGCACAGAGAAAGCAACUCGCUUUACUCCUUGGCUUCGAGAAAACGAAAUGAAGAUUUGUGUGUAAACGAAUAGAAUAUAGAGAAUAAAAUGGUCGGCAAGGGCGCGAUGAGCGCGGAAGUGUCAACAAAGGAACGCCCCGUUUUCAUACCGCCACGUAAACGACAACAAAACAAAGCCGAGGCCAAAAAGCAAAACUAUGUCGAUCACAUUGUCAAUGUGCAGCAAAACCGACCAAAGCUCUCCCCCUCGAAUCCGGGCCUCGAAGAGGAGCUGCUCAAAUCGAAAUUGAUAAUCAAAAAUAAACAGCCACUGCCGCAGCUGCCGGGGGAGCCUGGCUGCGCCCAGGACACCAUCGCCAGCACCAACUCGGCCAGUUCCACACAGCAUAGCAAUAAGUCGACACGUUCGGCCAACAAUCUGAAUGAGUUGCAGAACUUCGAGUCCGUUUCACAGGGCACCAAGUCAACAUCACAGCGCCAUGAGAGCAGCACGGUUACGCCCAGCAGCUGCUGCUACUCGGAGAGCAGCCUGGAUGCCAAGCUGAGCAAGUCGCAGGACUGCCUCAGUCUGAGCAAUCGCUCGUCGUCGAAGAAGCGCGUUAACAUACGCACCUCCGACUUGCCACAUGCGCGCAGCGGCGGUCGUGCCUCGCCAGAUAUAGCCAACUAUGAGGAUCUGGAGUCGGGCGAAACAAGUGUGCUGAAUACCUAUGAUCAGAGCCUGGAGCGUUAUCAGGCACGCAAGACGCUCGAGGGCAGCAACUACUUGACCAUGACAGGCACCAUUAAAAGAGGUCGCAAGAAGGGUCAGUCCAUCGAUCUGCAGAUAAACAUCAGUCGCGAGGAACUGGAACAGCUGAAUGCCCACGCCAUGGCCAGUGAGUCGCACAAGGGGCACAAUCUCUGCUGCACCUGCAGCUGCGGCGUUGGACUUCACAUAUUUCUCAUCUCGCUGAUCUGCUUGCCAUUUGUUGCGCUCGUCUCGGCCAUCUACUCGUUCUACAUUGGCACUCUGACCUGGUAUAAUAUCUUUAACUACUAUUGCGAGGAGAAGUCGUAUGUACACAAGAUAUUCGUCACGCCCAUACUCUUUCUGGCCUAUCCACUUGCCAUAGUCCUUUGCACCUUUGGCCUGGGCUUGUACUCGGGCUUCCGACAGCUGAGCCUGCAAUAUAGCAGCUGGGUGAAUGAUAUAACCGAUAUUGAAAAGGGCUUUUACGGUUGGCUUUGUGGCUUCCUACACAUGCCCGACUGCAGCCCCUACGAGGUGGUUAUCCUAACCGAUAUAUGCGUUGCGCCACAGGAUCCGCAGCGCCUGCACAUAAACAAGCCCAGGCAGGAGUUGUCCAUGUAAGAAAAACAAACCAGAAAACAACAAAAACAAAAAAAAAUCCAAAUUUAAUUAGCAAAAGCAGCGCGAACCGUCGCAGCCAAUUAAAGUAGUGCUGGGAUGCAGCCAUAAAUCAAAUUGAAUUCCAUCUAGUCUGGGUUUAGCCCCUCCCCCCCUUUAACUUAUCUGGCAUUAUUUAUGAUUUUCAUAUGUGUACAACAAUAUAAAAUAUAAUCCCGAGCACUACAGGCGCAUCAUAUCGAAAUAAUUUUGUGACGGUUUCGAUUUUCGACCAUAUGUGUGAUAAACCCAAUUAGAUUCAUAAACCCAAUUAGAAUCAUAAAUAUCUGCUAUGAGUACAGCCAAACAAAAGUUUCCUUUUCGGCCAAAUUUGUUCCUUUCAUAGCCUACAUAUUGAGUCUAGAUAUUGGGUUACUUUUCAUCUAUAUACUCAAAUAGCCGUUGAAUGUUCAAAAUUAGCUGGUUAUUUGAAAUUCUUCUUUUUUUUAGUUGGUUUCCUUUUCCAAUUCUUAGCACAAGGCCAAAUUUUAAAAGAACACAAUAUACAAAUAUACUCCAGAGACACGGAUUGCAUUUAAUGAUUAUGCAUUUAAAUAUUUAUAAACCAAAGUAAAGGCAAACUUUUUCUAAAUUCUAAGCAAACAACUUUUUUUAGCUUUAAGUAUCAAAAAACAGCCAAUACUAGAGGCUAUAUAUAUAUAUAUAUGUAUACAAAAUAUGCGAUAUAUGCAAAUGUUUUUAAAUAGAAAUUCUACAAUUUAAGAGAUAUACUUAACAACCGGAAAGCCAGCGCUAAAGAUGAUAUACCCUGCCACACACAUAUUUAUUAAAUAUCUCCCAUGAGUCGUGAACGAUCUUGGAUCUUUAAGUAAAGUUAAGUUUUUUUAUAUAUAAAUAUUUUAAGUGCAAUGAUUUGUGUAUUUAUUGAGUCUGGUUAAGAUAUAUGCAUUUAUGUAUAAACCAAACAAGUUUUUCCUAAGAACAACAAUUUAGUUCUCGACUGAUCGUUCCUAUGACACAGAUAUAUGCUAUAGGGAAUCGAUCUAGCCGAUUUUGCAACAAACACUGCUUGCCGAAAAAAAAAAAUAUAAAACAGAUUUAGACCAAAACCGAAAGAUUGGUAUGCAUUAAAACGGUGUCUUGAUCGUGAAUAUAUAUACGUACAUACUGAAAUACUAAAUGACAACAUUAUAAUACCCUAAGCGGGAAAUCGGAAGAGCGCAUGCAUGCAUUUAAAUAUUACAACUACGAAAUUAGUUCGAGAAAUAAAGCAAACAAAACUAUAAUGCAUAAAGGUUUAUAAUCAAUUCUAUUUUAUGGAGUUGUGGGUCAAAGCAAAAACAAAUGUUAACGUUGCGGUCGGGCAAUGCCGACAGCGCAAUACUCUGUUAACAACAGGGCAAACAUGGUCGGUGCUUGGU